This is a messenger RNA of Aspergillus piperis CBS 112811, 1441 nucleotides long. Its product is annotated as complex I NDUFA9 subunit family protein. The record is from RefSeq and is a predicted model, not a curated record. Gene Ontology annotation, molecular function: protein-containing complex binding. Gene Ontology annotation, cellular component: mitochondrion. Bases 281 to 1429 code for a protein of 382 amino acids. Lineage: Eukaryota; Fungi; Ascomycota; Eurotiomycetes; Eurotiales; Aspergillaceae. The transcript has 9 exons.
GUUCCAUUCUUCUAGAUACUUGAUCAAUCACUUUAUUGUCUGACGGACAAGUAGGAAAGAGUUGGCCGACAAUUGAAAGGUCGAGGGUGCUGUCCGAAAAAGGACUAGCGCCAAGUCCCGUGCCAACUCCAGGAUAUUCGGGACCACGACUUUCGACCAGCUGCAGUACAAGUCCUGACGUCGAGCUACGCUCUCUCCCCUCUCCUCACCAUUGUCCAUUGAAACACCGAUCCGGACGCAGUUCGGUGGUCUCGUCCGUUUCAUAUCCAGAAUUGAGACCAUGCAGACGUCCCGGGCCGUCAAUUCCGCCAUGGGCGCCAGGGCAUUUGUCCCCGCCCCCAAGAUCCGAUUCCAGAUCCAGCGCCGGAAUCUUCAGGAUGUCGCGAUCACUAGAACUGGAAAGCCGAUUCUGAAGGUCCAGGGUGGCCGGUCCUCUUUGGGAGGUCACACCGCGACCGUCUUCGGUGCUACUGGUUUCCUCGGUCGUUACAUCGUCAACAAGCUCGCUACGCAGGGAUGCACCGUUGUCGUCCCCUACCGUGAGGAGAUGACGAAGAGACACUUGAAGGUCACUGGUGAUCUUGGCCGUGUCAACUUCAUUGAAUACGAUUUGCGCAACACCCAGUCCAUUGAGGAGGCUGUGCGCCAUUCCGAUGUUGUCUACAACCUUGUCGGUCGUCAAUAUCCCACCAAGAACUUCUCCUACACUGACGUCCACGUCGACGGUACGGAGCGCAUCGUUGAGGCUGUUGCCAAGUACGACGUUGACCGCUUCAUCCACGUCUCUUCCUACAACGCCAGCCGGGACUCUCCUUCCGAGUACUUUGCGACCAAGGCCUGGGGUGAGGAGAUCGUCCGCAACAUCUACCCCGAGACCACCAUUGUCCGCCCUGCGCCCAUGUUCGGUUUCGAGGACAACCUCCUCCACAAACUCGCUCGUGUGACCAACCUCCUCACAUCGAACCACAUGCAGGAGCGCUACUGGCCCGUUCACGCCAUUGAUGUCGGUACUGCUCUGGAGCGCAUGCUGCACGACGACAGCACCGUCGGUCAGACCUUCGAGCUGUACGGUCCCAAGAACUACUCCACGGCCGAGAUUGCCGAGCUGGUCGACCGCGAAAUCGUCAAGCACCGCCGUCACGUCAACGUGCCCAAGGCCAUCCUCAAGCCUCUGGCUUACUACCUGAACAAGUACCUCUGGUGGCCCACCAUCUCCGCCGACGAGGUGGAGCGUGAGUUCAUCGACCAGGUGAUCGACCCCAACGCCAAGACGUUCAAGGAUCUCGACAUUGAGCCUGUCGACCUCAGCACCCUGACCUUCCACUACCUGUUGGGUUACCGUAGCGCCUCGUACUACGAUCUCCCUCCGGCCACGGAGCGCGAGAGACAGGAGGAGAAGAAGUACCUGCACGUUCUGGACGACCAGUAGUCUGUUUUUUUU